UAGUGCGGUCUGGGAGUACUUUGUUGAGAUUGAGAUGUUGCGCAAUCGAAGCCCGAAAAGAUUCAAUUAAGCGCAUUUGUAGAAAAAAAAAAAAAGUUGGAUAAUGUGUGUAACAGAUGUGUUGUCCUACAGUGUAAGAUGGGCGCGUAAAACCUCUCCAGAAAAUACCUUUCAACCCACCCUGUCAAAACCGGCCUGGGUCAUGUUUAACUGGGGCACAGAGGAAUAGUUUGGCCCAGGUUGCAGUUCUCGCUGUCGGACACUUGGCGCUGCUGCUUGGGAAGCAGCUGUGUAGCAAACGAGGGGGGGCGGCCACGGCGGUGCGACGUGGAAAGGCAGAACAGCAUUCUGGUCUCUGAUAGUAGAGAUUAAACUCCAGCGACACAAUGAGAACACACACCGUCCCGGAUCUCAGUGGGAUCUAACGCUGAAAUGAAAGCAAAGCGGCGAACCGGGUAAACACUCGUGUUAGGAAGAAGUCGUCGCCAUGGACGGAGGGCUGAUUAUUACAUUUAUAUCUGUGGCGAUGUUUGUAGGCUCCUUUCUGCUUGGAUUCAUCCCACUGUUGUUUCAACUGUCUGAGAAAAGCCUGCAGUUCGUCUCCAUCCUGGGGGCAGGUCUGCUGUGUGGGACAGCGCUGGCCAUCACCAUCCCAGAGGGAGUGGGUUUGCUGGAAGACUCGUGGAAAGCGUCAUCUUCCUCUGAUGUGUCAUCCGGUCUAAAUUCCAGUAAAGAAAAUGGGAAUGUGGCAGAGAGAGGCCUCCCACCUCGGUUCUUCAUUGGGGUUGCUUUGACGCUCGGGUUCACCUUCAUGUUUGUCGUCGAUCAGUUGGGAAGCUACCUUUCCACACGCGACCAGACGACUCGUUUGUCCAACAGCAUCCACUUCACAGCUACGUUGGGCCUGGUUAUUCAUGCUGCAGCUGAUGGAUUUGCUCUGGGUGCUGCUGUGGCUACAGGUCAAGUGACAGUACAAGUUGUAGUGUUUUUUGCUGUGAUUCUGCACAAGGCGCCCGCGGCUUUUGGCUUGGUCUCCUUUCUGAUGCACGGAGGCCUCGAGAAGAAGUUCAUUCAGGGACACUUACUGGCCUUUUCAGCUGCAGCGCCUAUAGUUGCUAUUGCCACUUACUUCAUAUUAUAUGCAUCUGGAAGCUCGUCUGAGAAUCAGCUCAGUGCAACAGGAGUGGGAAUGCUCUUCUCAGCGGGGACGUUUCUCUACGUGGCCACGGUGCAUGUUCUCCCUGAGGUCAGCAGCAGCAGAACUGAUGAGCUGCCCUUGGACUCCGAGCAGCAGUCUGGAGCCGAAGCUCACCAGCAGAGACACUUGGGGUUUCUGGAGAGCCUCACUCUCAUCAUCGGUGUGGGGCUUCCAAUGUUGCUGGCCCUCGGAGUGCACGAUGACUAAAAGAAAACAUGAGGGCAAUUUAUUUUAAAGGGGUGUGAAAGGAAAACUCCGAGCACCUGUACUAUAUGCCACAAUGACUGGAGGACAAAAUGGGCUUUGGCAGAGUCUACCUUGGUCCUCUUAUUUCAGUGUAACUUGGAUUUGUGCCAGGCUAUUGUUUGGGUGUCAAAAAGCUUUCCGGGUAGUGAUAAAGAAUCAGGUAACUAAUAUAUUUUCAUAGCUGAAUUGAGUUUCCAUUCAGGGAAAGCAGAAACAGCUCUCAUUUGUUGCCACAGUCCGCUGAAGGCAUGCCAUGUUGAGGUAUUAAAUAUCCCAAAAGAUGAAUAGAUUUACAGGAACAACCAAAUAAUUCGAUACUCUCUCACCUAGAAAAUAAGUUCUCUAGGGCGUACACUUUAUAUUAUUAUAUUUUACGGCUAAGAGUUUGAAAAUAUGGCCGGAUUUUCAGAUUAUAAAUGUGCAAUAAUACAAACAACAAAGUUUUUUUAUAAUGUUGUUUGUCUGAGCAGGUUUAUGGUGGGGAUCGUGUCGAGUGAGAGGCAGCCUGGACAGGUUACCGUCUGUCUGUCUGCUAUCACAGAGGCACGGGCCAAGUGCUCACACUCACAGCUACAGCUAAUGCUAAUUUAGAAUCAUCUCUUUGACUCAGCAUUCAUGCUUGUGCAGUGUGGAAUAAGGCCGGGGCAUGGGGACAAAACCGGGGACACAUGGAGAACAUCCAAACACAGAUAAGGGGCCCAGGUUUGAACCUCUCAAUGUGAAGUGAUAAUAACUGCAGCCAAAUGAGAUUCCUUGUGCGAGUUUUGUGAUUUAACUUUUUUUUAAAAUAGUCAGAACAGCGUCUUUAAGACCAACCGGUAAACUGGUCCAGCAACUCUCA
Molecule: messenger RNA, 2285 nt
Organism: Oreochromis niloticus (Nile tilapia)
Lineage: Eukaryota; Metazoa; Chordata; Actinopteri; Cichliformes; Cichlidae
Product: zinc transporter ZIP9
Biological process (GO): transmembrane transport; zinc ion transport
Cellular component (GO): membrane
Molecular function (GO): metal ion transmembrane transporter activity
Source: RefSeq, a predicted model, not a curated record